UUUCUAGCAAGCUGGCAGCACUGCCGGAUCAGCUGAUUAACUUUCAGCUCCCAUCCCUAGAAAUCAACGUGCUGGUGGAAGUGGAAGCGAAUUGAAAUCGCGCGCUGCUUUAUUCGCUUGCUUAUGCCAAAGUCCAUGGCUGGAUUGGAUUGGAUCGCAUCGGAUCGGUAAUUAGUCGUCUGGAACUGGACGAAUUGGCUCAGUGACACCAUUCGCCAGUGGCUUUCCUACAUGCCCAGGAAUUGGCUUCACCCCGCAGUGUGGAUAAACUUAGACGAUAUAGCCGCCGUUGUCGCCUUCGCCACGCCCAUUGAGGGACAGCUCGAAGAUCUCCGGUUGCGAGCUACUGCGUCAUCAACAACGUCGUUUUCGUCGAACUGCGAUAGUAUUUAAUGUUGGCCACCGGUUUUCUGACUCGCAGAACCGUACUUAACCAGCCGGCGUUCACUUCAUGGAGCACACUCUUCCGGACCGCUAGAAACCGAGCCACAUCCACGAUUGCCGCCAGAGUCCCACUAAAGGUUCAGUCACAGCUGCAAUUUACAAGAGUAUACUCAUCCUCCAAAGCCAUGGACACACCGGCGGAUAUCUUCCGCGGGAUUACGGAUCGAUUUGCCGGAGUCACAGUCGAUGGGCGCGAAGAGAACGUGGACAAAUCCAGUUUCCGGGACAAACUGACAAAAUCCCUGAACUUUUGGACGACAAACAAGAACCGGGCUAUUUGGUUCCGUGUGUACAAGGAGCAGGCCGAUUGGGUGCCCAUUCUGGCGGAGAACGGCUUUGAUUUCCACCAUGCCAAGACCGGAGUGGUGGUCAUGUACCGCUGGCUGCCGGAUAACGAGUCCAGCAACCUGCCAACCUACGCCCACACGCUGAUGGGCGUCGGCGGACUGGUAAUUAACGAUCAGAAUGAGGUGCUGGUGGUGUCCGAUCGGUAUGCGAUGAUACCGAACAGCUGGAAGCUGCCCGGCGGCUAUGUGGAGCCGCGGGAGAAUCUCAUCGACGCGGCGAUACGCGAGGUGGCCGAGGAGACGGGAAUUCGCACCGAGUUUCGGUCAGUGGUCACUCUGCGGCAUGCCCAUGGCGGCACCUUCGGAUGCUCGGACAUGUACGUGGUCAUAGCCCUGAAGCCCCUGAAUUUGAACUUCAAGCGCUGCGAACGGGAGAUAGAGCGCCUCCAGUGGAUGCCCAUCGAGGAUUAUCUGAAGCAUCCGCAGGUCCACGAGACGAACAGGCAGUUUGUCUGCACCUUUCUGGACUACCAGAAUCGCGGCCUGACCCUAACCUGUCGCGACGAUGUGCACCAGGUGCUGAAGAAGAAAUACAACCUGUAUUACGUGGAGCGGGAGCAGCAGGAUCAAAAGAAUUUGUGACACUUGUCGGUGCAAUGGCCAAAUCCUUAGUGCAAUUUCUAUUAAGCCGUUUCAUCCAAAAGCUGGCAGCAGCACAAGUGCACAUUGAAAUAUUCAAUUAGCAAUUAAAUACUUUUUUUUAUAUGCAUACAUCAAUUAAAGCUCACACACCCUACACAAAAUUUUUUUGGAUACCAUUUAUAAACGUCAAUACUUUGAGAAUAUAAUUUUGAAAAUGA
This is a messenger RNA of Drosophila erecta, 1591 nucleotides long. Its product is annotated as nudix hydrolase 8. Lineage: Eukaryota; Metazoa; Arthropoda; Insecta; Diptera; Drosophilidae. The transcript has 4 exons. The coding region runs from base 393 to 1373 and encodes 326 amino acids. Gene Ontology annotation, molecular function: ADP-ribose diphosphatase activity; NADH pyrophosphatase activity; NAD binding. The record is from RefSeq and is a predicted model, not a curated record.